CAAGAAAAGAAAAAAUCCCCCACAUCAAUGUCCAGCGACUCUCCGAUCCUCCUCCUCUUCGGAUCAGGUGCCAACACAGGUGCCAACGUAACCCGCGUAUUCUCCGCCAAAGGCUACCGCAUCGCUCAAGUCUCGCGCAGCGCAUCCGGGGAAAACACUGCCGAAAAAAUCUCAAUCGCAGGCGACUUCACCGACUAUGAAUCCAUCCCCUCCAUCUUCGCAAAAGUCAAGGAGCAAUUCGGCGGCAUCCCCAGUGUCGUCGUGUUCAACGCUUCAGGAGUGACCCCCAACGAUGCCUCGAACCCUUUCUCGUUGAAAGUGGAAGAUUUAAACAGAACAUUGAAAAUCAAUACUCUGAGCGCAUAUUCAGCGGCGAAGGAAGCCACCAAAGGGUUUGAACAACUUCCAGCGGAUGCCUCGAGGACGUUUAUUUACACGGGUAAUAUCUUGAACAUGACUACGAUUCCUACCAUGCUGGACCUGGGGGUUGGUAAGACUGGCAUGGCGCAUGUAAUUGAGUCGGCUUCAAAGGCGUUUGCGGACAAGGGGUUCAAGUUCUACUAUGCGGAUGAGCGCUUGGAAGAUGGGUCUCCACUUUAUCAAGGUGUCAAUGGCGAUGCCCAUGCGGAUCAUUUCGCUGAGCUGGUGGAGCAUAAGACGCAAGGCGAGUGGCUGCAGACGUUUGUAAAGGGCAUUGGGUACAAGAAUUUCCGAUAGCUUAAGCAGGCGUGCGAGUGAAGAGUCGUAUUAGUCAGGGUGGCAGUUUGUGAAUAUAGCGCGAAGUAUUCCAUUCAUUUGUGUUAUCUUUCUGAUCAUCGUGGGACUCAAUCGUGGAUCGACUAUGACUUUUCGUAAUGCCUUGGGACUCCCGCCGACGAUUCUGCUAGCUCAGUUAUUACCAGCCCAGUAUUCAACUACUGACCUGGUUGGAAAGAACGCCAGCUCUCGUAACGAUU
Periconia digitata is the source of this 956-nucleotide messenger RNA. The record is from the annotation of a GenBank genome assembly. NCBI's taxonomy places the organism in Eukaryota, Fungi, Ascomycota, Dothideomycetes, Pleosporales, Periconiaceae.